Molecule: messenger RNA, 1047 nt
Organism: Botrytis deweyae
Lineage: Eukaryota; Fungi; Ascomycota; Leotiomycetes; Helotiales; Sclerotiniaceae
Exons: 4
Coding region: 1-1047 (348 amino acids)
Source: RefSeq, a predicted model, not a curated record
AUGUCGCAUGAUAAGCAUACCGUCGGUAGUAUUAUUCAAAAGCUGAAAGUUUACGAUGUAGAACAUACCGUAGAAUUUUUGUUAGAUCAGGAAGAGUUUACAAGCUUUCUCUGCGAUAUUCUCACAUCUCUACCUACAAAAUACAAAAGGGCUGCGCAGGAAAUGUUACGUAAGACCAACAACACCAGAAAGAGGGCUAAAUGUCCAGCGCUGGCACUCGUCAUUACUCGCAACUUUUCUCUACCGCCUAGUGUACAAAAUCACUAUCAAAUAUGGAAGGAGAAUCCCUACCGUUUUUGGCAGCCCUUUGAGAUUUCGAAUGCCAAUCGGUCAGCUGAAGAUAUCGCUAUUGAGUCAUACCUUGUAGUUCGCAAUUCGCGCCUGCGACAGGCGCAAGACAUCAUCUUUCGAAGGUUCCACGUUAGCUUCUUGUACCAGCUAGCGUCGUUGUUUAGUCAUGGGCAGAAAGUAAUGUCAUAUAAAUUGCAUAGCAUUCUACAUCAACGGCUGAUCACAGCAUUCACAAGAUGCGACAAAAUCACUGAUGAGGUGGACGUCAUCAAAGCGAACCUACAAAUUUGGGUUACUGCUGGAUCGAGAUACGAUAAAAUAUGUAAGGCUCUUGAUAAAGGCGCCCUAUUCUUGAUCCCACAGAUACCAGACGAUAUGUGGGAGAAUCCAAACUCUCUAAAAGGUCUCGAGGCAGACUUUGUAGCCAACCAAAUUCUAAAUGCCGCGCUUGGCCCUUUUAAAUGGGAUGUCGUUGAUUCAAGAACUGUCACUGUCAACCUAUCAACCGAGCCAAGGACUGCUCCUGUUGACCCAUACGCCGGGCCAAGAAUUAUUAAAGCAGAUCCAGACAUCGCAACACAAGCUAUCAUUGCCGGUCCAUCUGUCGCAGCACAUCCUCUUGACACCAAACCCAUUUCAAUCUCUUCGCUAUUAAAUCCACCAGCAGCGGCACCGGAGUCUGAUAGUACAUCGAGAGACAUAGAUUAUUAUUUGGAGCCGCGCAGGUCUAGGGAGAAACGACAACGUAUCAACUGA